ACCUCCCCCCCUCUCCUUUCACAUAAGACACCAAUGAAGACAUAAGACUCUUCAGACUCGCAUCAAAUUUAGCAACACACUGAGUCUGAGAUCUGACCCCCUCUCUAUCUGCCUGCCUAUCUCUUUGGGUCCUUCCCUUUCCUUUUAUAGUAGUAACCAUAUAGCAUAUAGCCUCACUUGGAUCCUCUCGCCCAUAAAAAGCUGCGCUCUUUUAUGGUCCACUCACGUACCCACCUCCUUAUUUGAUCCACAACUUCAUCAGAAAGGCCACGGGGACACCUGAUAUUGUGCUCGUUUGUUAAUUGGAAUUUGUAGCGUUCUCUUCAUAUCAGAGCUUUGGGGAGGCAGUGCUAGGCAUUUGCAAUAGUGACUUUGAUUGGAGAUAUUUGUAGUGAGAAGAGAUAUGUAUUGCAAUCUUUAAGUAUUUCAUAUAGUAUCGUUUGAAGUGCUUGAAGACUGCAUCAAUGAUGAGGGGAAGAUCUGAUCCAGCCCAGAAGAAGCACACAAUUACGAUUCUGUGUGUUUUGGCAAUCUUUCUUGUUUUUCUCUACGCAUAUUAUGGUUCAAUCUUUGGCUCUCAUAGUCAUGGUACGUCAGCUCUAGAAUAUGGUAGAUCUUUGCGAAAGCUUGGUUCAUCUUAUUUGGCUGGGGAUGAUGACACUGAUGGCAAAGAUGACUCUUCAACAAGGUAUGGACAGGAAGACGGAGAUGAUGAUGUCACAGUAAAAAGCUUCCCGGUUUGUGAUGAUCGCCAUUCGGAACUCAUCCCUUGCUUAGACAGACAUCUCAUAUACCAAAUGAGACUGAAGUUGGACCUGUCUUUGAUGGAGCACUAUGAGAGGCAUUGUCCUCCUCCAGAAAGGCGGUACAAUUGCAUGAUUCCUCCUCCGAUAGGGUAUAAGGUCCCAAUCAAAUGGCCCCAGAGCAGAGAUGAAGUUUGGAAAGCAAAUAUACCUCAUACUCACCUUGCACAUGAGAAAUCCGACCAGAAUUGGAUGGUUGAAAAAGGUGACAAGAUUAAUUUUCCUGGGGGAGGCACACAUUUUCACUAUGGAGCUGAUAAGUAUAUUGCUUCAAUUGCAAAUAUGCUCAACUUUACAAACAACAAUCUAAACAAUGAGGGCAGGUUACGUACAGUUUUUGACGUUGGUUGUGGAGUUGCAAGUUUUGGAGGCUAUCUUCUAUCAUCUGAUAUAUUAACAAUGUCCUUAGCACCCAAUGAUGUGCAUCAAAAUCAAAUCCAAUUUGCUUUGGAAAGAGGAAUUCCAGCAUAUCUUGGUAUUAUGGGGACCAAAAGGCUUCCUUACCCAAGCAGAUCUUUUGAACUUGCUCACUGUUCUCGUUGUAGAAUCGAUUGGCUCCAAAGAGAUGGGAUCCUUCUUCUUGAGCUAGAUAGGUUGCUCAGGCCCGGAGGCUACUUUGCGUACUCAUCUCCAGAAGCAUAUGCACAGGAUGAGGAAGAUCUCAAAAUAUGGAAGGAGAUGAGUGCCCUUGUGGAACGCAUGUGUUGGAGAAUAGCUGCAAAGAGGAACCAAACUGUCAUUUGGCAAAAACCACUAACAAAUGACUGUUAUAUGGAAAGAGAACCUGGCACUCAACCUCAUCUCUGUCGAUCUGAUGAUGAUCCAGAUGCAAUCUGGGGUAUGCCGAUGGAAGCUUGCAUCUCACCCUACUCUGACCAUGACCAUAAAGAAAAAGGGAGUGGAUUAGCUCCCUGGCCAGCUAGAUUGACAACUCCUCCACCUCGACUUGCUGAUUUCGGCUAUUCACAUGACAUGUUUGAAAAGGAUAUGGAACUUUGGCGGCAUAGAGUUGAGAAUUAUUGGAAUCUCUUGAGUCCGAAGAUUGAACCAAACACUCUGCGGAAUGUGAUGGAUAUGAAAGCACACAUGGGAUCAUUUGCAGCUGCUCUGAAGGACAAGGAUGUUUGGGUGAUGAAUGUUGUGCCUGAAGAUGGACCAAACACUCUGAAGCUGAUAUUUGAUAGAGGCCUUAUAGGCAGUAUUCACAGCUGGUGUGAAGCCUAUUCCACAUACCCUCGGACUUAUGAUUUACUCCAUGCUUGGACCGUCUUCUCAGACUUAGAAAAGAAAGAAUGCAGUGGUGUUGAUCUGUUGCUUGAGAUGGAUCGCAUACUCAGGCCAACUGGAUUUGCAAUUAUCCGCGAUAAACUGUCGGUGGUUGAUUUUGUUAAGAAAUAUCUACCGGCAUUGCACUGGGAAGUAGUGGCACAAACAGACUCCAGUUCAGAUUCCGACCAGGACGGAGACGAUGUUGUACUUAUAAUCCAAAAGAAAAUAUGGCUAACAAGUAACAGCCUCAGGGACUUGGAAUAGGAAAAUGCCUCUUCAGUCCCUAUAUAUCAUUAUUUAUCUGCUGCCUCAAGGGAGUAGAAGCAUGUCCUGGAGCAUUGAUCUGGUAACAGUAAAUUUUGUAGCAAUCAAGUGAUUACAUGCUUUUUCUUUCUAUUCAUUGGUUUCUAUGUCCUUGAUUUUCUUUUGUUAUAUCAAUUUACUCAUUAAAGCAUUGAAGUAACUGCAUCUAUAGUCUGCUCUUCCACCUCACCCCCUGUAUGUGUAAGCUACUUAGCCUACUUUGCUCUUCACUAUUAAUUCAUAGAAGAUGUACUGCUGGACUGCUGAAGUACAUAUAUUUAUCAAUUUGUUUGCUCAUA
This is a messenger RNA of Argentina anserina (silverweed cinquefoil), 2674 nucleotides long. RefSeq names its product probable methyltransferase PMT3. Bases 465 to 2336 code for a protein of 623 amino acids. The transcript has 9 exons. Gene Ontology annotation, cellular component: endosome; trans-Golgi network; cytoplasm. The record is from RefSeq and is a predicted model, not a curated record. Gene Ontology annotation, molecular function: methyltransferase activity. Lineage: Eukaryota; Viridiplantae; Streptophyta; Magnoliopsida; Rosales; Rosaceae.